AAGAUUUUUAAAACAUUAAAAUGUGUAGUAAUGAAACUGUAUAGCAUUUUUUCUCUAAUUUAUUUUAUUUAUAUGAAAUAAAUUUAUUUAUAAAAUUAGUUUAUAGAAUAUUAUUGAUACAUUUUGUAUAAAUAUUGAUAUUUUUUUUCCAGUUUAGCUUUAUGUGGAAUUGUUUGGCUCCUGUUCAUUUCUAUGUUUAUUUCUAAAUAUAUAAUUAGUUGGAACUACAUUAAUACUUAAUUGUUGCUCAUUUUGCUAGAAGAGGCUUAUACAGUCACAGAAUGCUAUCAAGUGUUAAUUUAUCUUCCUGAAAAACUAAAUGUAGAGUUUUGAGUCAUCAAUUGAUUGAUGUAAAGAUAAAUAUUCUAUAUACAAUGGGGUUAUAAUAUUUAAAAUAUUUCUCUUAUUUGUUUAUUACAGCUUGGAAAUAACCAUACAGUGACAAUGGGAAAGACAAAGAAAAGUGGGAAAAAGCCUUGUAGCCCUGCAGUUAAGACAGCCAAUUCACUAAAACAGAAAUAUGGCACUGGGAGUCUAUCACCAGGAAAGUGUCUACGGGCAAGACGUGCAUUGAUUGAUGUGCAAGAAAAGAAGGCUUCAAUCAGGCAAGCAGCUAAAACGCACUCACUGUCUGUAAGUUAUUUAAGAAGGAGAUUGUUUGGGGAUGUGUCUGUUGACAGCAGAAAUGGGCCAUCGCCAGUGUUCAACAAAAAGGAGGAAGAAGCAAUGGCAAAUUGGUUGCAAGAAAUGGCUCAGAGAGGUAUGGGUUUGAAGCCAAGUGAAUUCUUAGACUUUGUCCAGAACACAGUUAAGAAAGAAAAAAGAAAAACUCCUUUUGUAAAUGACAGACCCUCUUACAACUGGUAUAAGAAAUUCAUGUUUAGAAACAAACAUAUUAUAGAGAUGAGAACAGAAAAACCGCUUGAAUCCAGUAGAGCAAAACUUACUCGUAUAGGUAUGGAUGAAUGGUAUUGCAAUUACAAGAAAUUUAUGAUUGAAAAUGCUUUACUGCAUAAGCCAGAGUGUAUAUAUAAUGCAGAUGAGACUGGUUUUAAUUUAGCAAGCAAGGCAGGAAAGGUUAUAGGACCAGUGAGAAGCACUCAAAAUACAUCUGUACCUCAUGUAUCUGGGGGUCAAAGUAAACAGCGAAUUACUGUAAUGUUUUGUGGCUGUGCUGAUGGGAGUAUGGUUCCGCCAUUCUUAGUAUAUCCUGAACCAAGACCUCGUGGAUAUUCAGCGUUAACUGGAGGAAUAGCAGGUAGUGGUAUAGCAUUCACAAAAAAAGGCUGGAUGGAUUCUGAAGCUUAUGAAGACUUCCUUAAACACUUCGACAAACAUGCUUGCAAAGACAGGCCUGUAGUCCUUUUGAUCGACAGUGUAAGUAGUCAUAUCAGCCAGGGUGCAUUUGAAAUGGCAAAGUCAAAGGGAAUACUUUUAUAUAGAAUUAUACCGAAUGCAACACAUCUAAUGCAGCCAUUGGACAAAGGCGUUUUUGGACCAUUGAAACAGUCCUGGUACAAGGUUAUGAGAGCCCAUGCAAGAGAAAAGCCAGGUGUAGCUAUAGGCAAAGACACCUUUUCAGAGAAAUUGAAAGAGGCCUAUUUGCUGUUCUACAAACCGCUUACUGUUGUCAACAGCUUUAAGUCAUCAGGAAUAUACCCUGUAGAUAGUACAAAGGUAAGGGAUUCAGAUCUGAAACCAGGUUUUACGUACACACAUACUGAUGAUGAGGUAGAGGAAUCAGGAAAAGCACAGCAGACAAAGUCUUCUCAAGAGGAGCUUGAUGCACAGGGUGCUUUGCGUGCAUUUGAAAAGGCAUUAACAACACCAAUUAGAAAAAAAUAUAAAACACGUAUGGAAGAGGGGUAUAAUGUUGUAGGGGAGUCUCCAUGUUUUGAGGUUUACAAGAAGCUUAAGUUUGCCAGUGAAGGUCGAACCUCUGAAACAUCUACUGAAAAAGAACCUGUUGGAAACACAACUGAUGCUCCAUUAUCUGGAUUAGAAAUUCUUGCUAAUACAGCAUUAAGUCAUGAAACUGCCACAACAUCUUGUGACCAAUCAUUAGAAGACCCUCCCUCUGAUACUGUUGUUUCCCCAGUACUGGUUGAAUCCCUGGUACUGCCAAAGUCAAUAAAAACAACCAAGAUGCAACCAAAAAAACUAUUAGAUAAACUUCCACACCACCUUACAUCAGAUGAAUGUCUUCGAACAAUGGCCUUACGUGACUUAUCAAAACUCAGAGCUCAAGCAGAGAAAGAGAAAAAAGCAAAGCUUAAAUAUUUAGCGGCUGCUGAGUCGAGCUGUAGUAAAAGAAGCAAAUCUAAACAUAGUAACAUUAAGUCAAAAGCAUCUAAAAAGGCUGAUCUUUCAAGGGCUGGUACAAGUAAAGGCAUUGGAAAGACAGAAGAAGAAAAUGAAGAUGAUGUGAAGUGUGAAGGUUGUGGCAUGACUUGGAAAGAAGACCAAGAACUUGGUCUUGGAAAAAUAUGGGUGAACUGUGACUUCUGUAAUAAGUGGCUACAUACAGAUUGCUGUCUAAAUGAAGUUAACAUUGAAAGUGAUGACCCUUUCUGCUGUCCAGAAUGUAAGAAUGAUUUACCAAAACCAAAUCAAAUUUGUUCUACCAAAAAAUUACAAAUUCAUAUUUCAUACUUGCAUUUUUUCAAAAGAUGAUUUCUUAGAAAAGGUAUAAAUUUCUGAUAAAUUUAUUUGAAUCAAAACAUGUUUAUGUAUCCAGAUAAAACCAGUGCAAAGGGAAACUUAUUUUUUCAAACAAAUUUUAGUUUCUUUCAGCUGUAUUUAAAAAAAAACUAAAGAAGUUUGCUAUUUGAUAAAUCCCUUAUACAAUUUAAUGUUGAUAUAUGAAUAAAUAUAUAUAUACUUUAACUUGUAGGUGCCAAAUGAAAAAAAUGAGGAAUGUACAGAAGUGUUGGUAGGUCAGUGUGUAAUUAAAGGCUAUCACUCCUUCAAAAUUCGACCUCCAAUGAUAGAUGAUGCCCCCUUAUUAACUGUAGAUAGAGAAUAUUGUAACAUUCAUGACAUAAACGCAUGCUUGGUAUGGCUGCCUGGUUUAGAGGAGUAUAAAAGUGAGUUUCAUCAAUUAGAAACAGACAAAACACGCAAGCUGAAACUUAAUGAUAUAGCUGGCCUGCCGAUAGGUCAUGUCCCACGAGGUUUAGGUGGAUGUUUUCGUGAGAUACUUGACAGAAAGGAUUUAAUAUAUGCAGAGGUAACUGGUGAACCCCGGCCAAGUUUUCCACCUUGGCCAGCACCACAUGAGACUGGUGGUGGUGCUGUCAUCCCUUGUAGUUACAUAAUUAAGUGCAAGGAUGUUUCUACAACCACAGCUCUUAUUAGAAAUGCUUUACAGGAAAUGGAAGAGAAAACAGUCAUGACUGUAACAAGGAGGUGUUCAAAAUAGUUAGUCUAAUGUAAAGAAAACCGUAAAGCUGACUGUUUCAUUUUGAUAUCAACACAACAAUUUAAAAUCUUGAAACUUGUAUAUGUAUAUAUAUGUAGCAUUUUUAGUUUAGCUCAGUGGUGCUAUUGUGAUAACCUUUCAUUUUCCUUAGGCCACACUUAAAAAAUUGUUUGUUUGCAGUAACACGACCCAAGAUUUUUAGUUUGGGUAAGUAGGUUGAUUUUUUUUUAUAUGUAUAUUUUUUAGAAAGCCUGUAAAAUUUUUGGGUAUAAGUAUAGAAGGAAUGGGCUAAAAAAAGCUUUUGGGUAGGGGAUGAUUUUGGUGAGUAGGUAGCGUUACUGCAAACAAACUAUUUUUUAAGGACAGCCUUAACCACAUAGUAUUUUUCAUUUAAACUUUUGAAUGGUAUCCCUUGUGUUGUGGUGAAAUAUUUUUUGCAUACACACUUGUCGCCAUGGUAUUCAUCUCAUAAUUACAUGUUGACCUGUACAAAGUUUGUGCAAACCAUGGUAGUCUGAUUAAUAUCUACAAUUUACAUACCUCCAUUUAACAUGUAGUAUAACAUUAACAUAACUUUAAUCUGUCUAAAUUUACAGCUGAAAGUGAGCAAUUAAGACCAUCAUUGUCAUAUUUUUUGAAAGCAGUUGAUUUUGCAUUAUUUUUAACAUCUGGUGUAAUUAUCUUUGUGGAUAGUCACUUGUUCUAUGUUUUUAAUUGUGACAUACCUAUAGAUCAGAGAAAGUCUGCUGGUUAAUUCUUAAGAAAAUGUUUAUUUUGUUGCUUUUAUAUUAAAAAGAAAUGUUGCAUGUGACUGGUUAGAGAUUAAUUAUCUCCAUACAUGUGUAAUUAAUGGUCAGCAAACGGGUUGAGGUUGUGAUAUUCAACAUGCAUAUUAGGUAUUAUUACAGUAUUUUUAUUUUCAUAUUUAUUUUCAACAAGCAGUUGUGAUAUUUGUACAGUAUUUUAUUUUCAUGUUCAAAUAACCCACAGGUGGUACAGUAUUUUAACUGCAGUCCUUUCAGGAAGUUUGUUCAUUAUUGGACUUGUGGUAAUAUUCCAGAAUUAAAAGAAAGCUAUGGAAUAUUUAAAUUUAUCUUUGUGUUGUUCUUUUUUUAUCAUCAAAUGUAAGUCCAACUGAGAACACUAACUUCAAGUGGUAUUUAAAGUUGAAACAGGACUAAUUUUAAUCUGGUUUGUCUGUAAACAUGUUUUGAUAGAUAAAUAAUAUUUUGAGAUGCCCCCCAAUAACAGAGGUUAAAAAUAAUAUCAAAGAGGGCGCCACAUCCGGAACUGCAUCCGAGGUCACGGAAAUGCAUCGUUUGGUUACAGCGGAGUCGAGCAAAAUUUACAUUCUUCUUUACAUCAGAUUUAAUUUAAACCGUUUCAGAAAGGUAAAAGAAAGAUUUGUUAUAACAAAAAUGACCAAACUUUCUCCAACAAUAAAGGUUUCAUGCUGUAUGCAGACAAAUAAUCAAAAGUGGUACGGAACCGCAUCAUAGACUG
Molecule: messenger RNA, 4924 nt
Organism: Ruditapes philippinarum (Manila clam)
Lineage: Eukaryota; Metazoa; Mollusca; Bivalvia; Venerida; Veneridae
Exons: 2
Coding region: 445-2673 (742 amino acids)
Cellular component (GO): nucleus
Molecular function (GO): DNA binding
Source: RefSeq, a predicted model, not a curated record